AUGACACCCGACGACGACGACACCCUGAUCGCAUCACCAUCAUCCUCAACACUGUGGCACCCAUAUCACAUGACCUCGGCCCGUCUGGUCAGCAGCUACCUCAAUCUGCUUCUGAUCUUUUUCCCCCUGGGCGUAUGCGCUGCAUUGCUGGGUUUCCCGCCUCUGGCGGUGUUUGCGCUGAAUCUGCUGGCUAUUGUGCCGCUGACUGCGUGGAUUACAUUUUCAAUUGGCCAGUUAUCCUCGCGCAUCGGGCGUGUUGGAGAUGAGUUGCUCAAGGCUACGUUGGGGAAUCCGAUUGAGGUGUCGGUUGGCCUCAGUGCCCUCCGCCAGGGCCAGACACUUAUUGUGCAGCGGGCAGUGAUUGGGAAUAUCCUGCUCUAUUCGCUUCUGGUCCUCGGAUGCUGUAUAUUCGUCGUUGGAGGCCAGCACAAACGAGUCAAGUUCGACCGAACCUCCACGAAUAUCAUGCUGUCCUUGACCACCAUUGUAGUCAUUUCGCUGAUCAUUCCAACCAUCAUGUUGACGUUUCCGCCCGCCGACGAGGACGACGGUCUUGACGAUAGCUAUAUUCUGCGAGUCUCGCACGCCGCAGCCACCGUGCUGUUCCUUCUGUCGCUCGUGUUUUUCUACUUUCAGUUCUACUCGCAUCCUCACCUUUUCCACGUAGAAAACGCCCCGCAGUCACAGCUAGCCACCGGUCAUCGCCGCAACAAUGGCAGUGGCGUGUUGGGUCUGAACCGUUGGAUCACCGGCGUAGUCCUGAUUGCCGCCACCAGCGCUCUGGUUGUAUGCGUCAAUUUCCUGAUCCGCGGCAUGGACGACGUCUCGCGCACCCUCGGGAUCAGCUCGGCCUUUCUCGUAACGGUUCUGGUGCCUCUAAUCGGCAACGGGACCAAGAUCGUCACGAUCCUGGCCGUCGCAAAGCGAAACCCGAUUGAUCUCGCAAUCCGCGCCAUCAUCAACACCAACCUGCGUCUCCUCAUGCUGAUUAUGCCCGCGUUGGUGCUGGUCGGCUGGGUGUUCGACCAGCCCUUGACGCUGCAGUUUGAUCUCUUUGACGCGACGAUUCUUUUUCUUGCCAUCAUGGUGAUGAACUACCUGAUCCAGGACGGGCGCAGCAAUUACUUGGAGGGUCUGGUCUUGAUGGGCACCUAUGUCAUUGUUUCGGUGGCUUUUGAGGUUCGGCCGAUGGCGCCUGACGAUGUGAUUUACUUACCAUCACCACCACUCAGCAUGGAGCCCAGCAACAACAAACCCAAAAGGGGCGGCCCGAUGCCGGCCGACGCAGCGCCGCCUCCUAUCAUUACGAUAAGUACCGCCGACUUGUCCUCACCACAAGAGUCGUCGUUAUCAUCCCCUAUCACCACCACCAUCACAAAUAAUGAACCGCCGUCGCCAGAUAGCGGCGGCCUGCAACCCGCAGCCACCUCUCACAGUCUGUUUCUUUCCGGCGACGGUAGCAGUUGCGCUGCCGUCGCCGGAAGACCAAGGGUGACUUCAGUGACCUCGCUGUCCGACGGCGAGACCAUGGUAGCAAGCAGCUCGCAGUGCGGCUCCUGUCGCACUCGCAGCACUUCCGAAGUCACCGCCAUCUCCAUGGCGUCGGACUACCAGAAACGCCGCGACUCGGUCGUCUACAACCACAACUUCCACCCGAGCGACGACGACCACUCCUCAUUCGGCAUUGCGCCCGACGCCCUGGACGCCCUGUUUGCAGAAAGGAGUGUCGAAGAUCUCUUUUCGCUAGGCGGCGUGUCCGGUCUGGCAUACGUCUUGCGAAGUGACCGCUCUUUCGGGAUUCGAUGGGAAGAGCGGCCAGACUGUCUGGCCGGCAGAGUCAAGACCUUCGGUGGCAAUAGACUGCCAGAGAAAAAGAUGCAGACGCUUAUGCAGCUAAUGUGGAAUGCCCUGCAGGAUAGGGUGCUCAUCUUACUCACGGUUGUGGCUACUGUUUCCUUGGCCUUGGGCCUGUAUCAGACGUUUUGCCAGCCGCAUCGGCCCGGACAGCCCAAGGUGGAAUGGGUAGAGGGAGCGACGAUUAUGGCAGCCGUCGUCGUUGUGGUGGUUGUCAGUGGCUUGAAUGAUUAUCAGAAGGAGCGGCAGUUUGCAACAUUGAACAGAAAGAAAGAGGAUCGUACUGUGACUGCAUUGAGGUCUGGUAAGCCCUAUGAAUUAUCGGUGUAUGAUGUUGUCGUUGGAGAUCUCUUGCACUUGGAAGCCGGCGACUUGAUUCCAGCCGACGGCAUUCUCGUCUCAGGUCAUAACAUCCGUUGUGACGAGUCCUCGAUCAGCGGAGAAUCCGACCCGAAGAAAAAGAUCCCAGGCGACGAAAUCGCCAAACGAAAGAAACAAGGAGUGCCCCUGGGAAAGCAGGACCCCUUUAUCGUCUCCGGCUGCAAGGUCGUCGAAGGGAUUGGAACUUACAUGGUCACCGCUGUCGGAGAGCGCAGUACAUAUGGCAGAACGAUGAUGUCUCUUGUCGACGAGAACGAGCCAACGCCGCUGCAGCAGAAGCUGGCUACCAUGGCCGAUCAAAUUGCCAUUGCCGGCAUUACCGCCGCAGUACUGCUGUUUGUCGUUCUCAGUGCCAAAUUCUUAAUCCAGUUACCGGGGAACACCGCACCGCCUUCAGAAAAGGGACAGGCCUUUUUGCGGAUUGUGAUCGUUUCUAUCGCCGUGGUCGUGAUUGCUGUUCCUGAAGGAUUGCCGUUGGCCGUGACUCUUGCUCUGGCCAUCGCAGUCACGCGAAUGCUCAAGGACAACAAUCUCGUGCGAAUCCUGAGCUCGUGUGAAACCAUGGGCAGUGUGACCACCGUAUGCAGCGACAAAACAGGCACACUCACCAUGAACCAGAUGACCGUGGUCGCCGGAACUGUUGGCAUGCAGUUCGGGUUUGGGAACAGACCGGAGGAAACCGAGGCUUCAACGACCAUGGUCAAGCUGCUCCCCACUAGAGACUUUGUCUCGCGUCUCUCGGAACAAAUGAAAUUUGUCCUGUCUCAAUCUAUCGUCAUCAACUCGACUGCCGUGGAAAGCGAGAAGGAUGCAUUCAUCGGGUCCCGCACCGAAAUGGCUUUGCUCUCGUUCGCAAAGCAAUAUCUCAGCAUUCACAAGAUCUCUGAAGAACGUGCAAAUGCGGGACUGGUCCAGAUGGUGCCCUUUGAUUCCGAGAGGAAGUGCAUGGCGUCCGUGGUCAACCUCGGCGGGAUUCAUAGACUCUAUAUCAAGGGUGCUCCGGAAGUGCUACUGGAAAAAUGCUCCCAUAUCGUCGUUGACGCAUCCUCCGACGAAGCCAGCAGCACCAACGCAGAGCCCCUGAGCAAGUACCAAGAUCGAGUCCCCGAGAUCCUUCGAGGCUAUAGCAAACACUCUCUACGAAUGAUUGGAUUCGCAUACCGCGAUUUCCCGUCUACCUGGCCCCCGCCCCAUGUUGACACUGUGGAGAACGAUCCCACGCAGGCUGUAUUCGAAGAUAUCAUGAAGGAUAUGACGUUCCUUGGGAUCUUUGGGAUCCAAGACCCUCUCCGUCCUGGUGUCACGACCGCCAUCGCCAAAUGCCGCAAUGCCGGCGUGAGCAUCAAGAUGGUUACGGGGGAUAACAUUGACACUGCCAAUGCGAUUGCAACUCAAUCGGGUAUUUUGGACCAUGAUGGAAUCUCCAUGGACGGACCAACUUUCCGCAAGCUGUCAAAGAGCGAACUCUAUCGCGUGCUUCCGCGACUCCAAGUUCUGGCCCGUUCCAGCCCGGAAGACAAGCAGAAUCUAGUCAAGGGGCUCAAGGAGCUUGAUGAGGUGGUUGCUGUGACGGGAGAUGGUACUAAUGAUGCGCCGGCAUUGACAGUGGCCGAUGUGGGCUUUUCAAUGGGUGUUUCUGGUACUGAUAUCGCGCUAGAAGCGUCGUCCAUCAUCUUGAUGGACGACAAUUUUUCUUCGAUCGUCAGGGCUAUUGAAUGGGGUCGCACAGUUAAUGAUGCAAUCAAGAAAUUCCUGCAGUUCCAACUCACCGUCAACAUCACGGCUGUUGCCCUUACAUUCAUCACCGCCAUCACAAGCGACCGUGAUGAAUCUAUCCUGACCCCCGUCCAAUUGCUUUGGGUGAACCUUAUCAUGGACACUUUCGCAGCCAUGGCGCUGGCCACUGACCCUCCGCACAAAAGCAUUCUCGAGAAGAAGCCACAACCCAAAUCCGCACCUAUGAUAAGCCUCACCAUGUGGAAGAUGAUUAUCGCGCAGUCCAUCUACCAGCUUUCCGUGACCUUGGCCCUCAACUUUGCAGGUAAUGAGAUCCUUGGGUACGAGGGGGCCGAGCAAGAGAGUUUGGAGACCGUGGUGUUCAACACUUUUGUUUGGAUGCAAUUUUUCAACCAGUACAAUAACCGUCGUCUUGAUAACCGACUCAAUAUCUUCGAAGGAAUCCACGAGAAUUGGUAUUUCCUCGGUAUCAAUCUUAUCACCAUUGUCGGGCAGGUUCUCAUCAUCUUUUUUGGCGGAAGUGCCCUGUCCGCCGUCAGACUGGACGGCACGCAGUGGGCCAUCUCCCUUUUCCUUGGAGCCUUCAGUCUGGUUGUCGGCGCACUCGUCCGCUUGGUUCCAGAUCGCUGGCUCGCGCAUCUUCUUGUCUGGCACACCAGGCUCGAAUCAGCACACCCUGACUCUGCUGGGCAUCUUGAUCACCACCGCCCUGACGAGUCGACUCCUCUGCUGGGCGAUUCGCGCCCGCGCCAGACUCAUUCUGGCCGAAUGGGCUGGAUAGGCUGGAUUUCUCAUUUCUUCAGGGCUCACACUGACACGGAAAGCGUGUGA
Talaromyces atroroseus is the source of this 4803-nucleotide messenger RNA. RefSeq lists its product as hypothetical. NCBI's taxonomy places the organism in Eukaryota, Fungi, Ascomycota, Eurotiomycetes, Eurotiales, Trichocomaceae. The transcript has 9 exons. Bases 1 to 4803 code for a protein of 1600 amino acids. The record is from RefSeq and is a predicted model, not a curated record. Gene Ontology annotation, molecular function: P-type calcium transporter activity; ATP hydrolysis activity; calcium:proton antiporter activity. Gene Ontology annotation, biological process: intracellular calcium ion homeostasis; calcium ion transmembrane transport. Gene Ontology annotation, cellular component: intracellular membrane-bounded organelle; membrane.